This is a messenger RNA of Carlito syrichta (Philippine tarsier), 4281 nucleotides long. It is a transcript of the gene REV1, whose product is annotated as REV1, DNA directed polymerase. Gene Ontology annotation, biological process: error-free translesion synthesis; error-prone translesion synthesis. Gene Ontology annotation, cellular component: nucleus. Bases 1669 to 3981 code for a protein of 770 amino acids. Lineage: Eukaryota; Metazoa; Chordata; Mammalia; Primates; Tarsiidae. The transcript has 23 exons. The record is from RefSeq and is a predicted model, not a curated record. Gene Ontology annotation, molecular function: damaged DNA binding; DNA-directed DNA polymerase activity; deoxycytidyl transferase activity.
AAGCUCCACCAUGAGGCGAGGUGGAUGGAGGAAGCGAGCUGAAAAUGAUGGCUGGGAAAAAUGGGGUGGGUAUAUGGCAGCCAAGGUCCAGAAAUUGGAGGAACAGUUUCGAUCAGAUGCUGCCAUGCAGAAGGAUGGAACUUCAUCUACAAUUUUUAGUGGAGUUGCCAUCUAUGUUAAUGGAUAUACAGAUCCUUCUGCUGAGGAAUUGAGAAAGCUAAUGAUGUUGCAUGGAGGACAGUACCAUGUGUAUUACUCCAGAUCCAAAACAACACAUAUUAUUGCCACAAAUCUUCCCAAUGCCAAAAUUAAAGAAUUAAAGGGGGAAAAAGUAAUUCGACCUGAAUGGAUUGUGGAAAGCAUCAAAGCUGGACGACUCCUCUCCUGCAUCCCUUAUCAGUUGUACUCCAAACAGUCCAGUGUGCAGAAAGGUCUCAACUUUAAUCCUGUAUGCAAACCUGAGGAUCCUGUACCAGGUCCAAGUAAUAUAGCCAAACAACUCAACAACAGGGUAAAUCACAUAAUUAAGAAGAUUGAGACAGAAAAUGAAGUCAAAGUCAAUGGAAUGAACAGUUGGAAUGAAGAAGAUGCAAAUAAUGAUUUUGGUUUUUUGGAUCUGGAGCAGACAUUUCCAGGAAGGAAACAAAAUGGAAUUCCUCAUUCCAGGGGCAGCACUGCCAUUUUUAAUGGACACACUCAUAGCUCUAAUGGUGCCUUAAAGACACAGGAUUGCUUGGUGCCCAUGGGCAACAGUAUUGCCAGCAGACUUUCUCCAGACUCUGCCCAAGAGGAAGAGAAGGCUGAACAGAGCAGCACUGAUUUCAGAGACUGCACUCUGCAGCAGAUGCAGCAAAGCUCCAGAAACGCAGAUGCUUUGCGGAAUCCACACAGAACUAGUUCUUUCUCAUUAUCGUCUUUGCACAGUAACACUAAAAUCAAUGGUGCUCACCACUCCACUGUUCAGGGGCCUUCAAGCACAAAAAGCACUUCUUCAGUACCUACUCUUAGCAAGGCAGCACCUUCAGUGCCAUCCAAACCUUCAGACUGCAGUUUUAUUUCAGACUUCUAUUCUCAUUCAAGACUGCAUCACAUAUCAACGUGGAAGUGCGAAUUGACUGAGUUUGUCAGUACCCUACAAAGACAAAGUAGUGGUGUCUUUCCAGGAAGGGAAAAGUUAAAAAAAAUGAAAACAGGCAGGUCUGCACUUGUUGUAACUGACACAGGAAAUAUGUCAGUAUUGAGUUCACCCAGACAUCAGAGCUGUAUAAUGCAUGUUGAUAUGGAUUGCUUCUUUGUAUCAGUGGGUAUACGAAAUAGACCAGAUCUCAAAGGAAAACCAGUGGCUGUUACAAGUAACAGAGGCACAGGAAGGGCACCUUUACGUCCUGGCGCUAACCCUCAGUUGGAGUGGCAGUAUUACCAGAAUAAAAUCCUGAAAGGCAAAGCAGACUUGGGUCCUGGCCUCUGAUUUCUCCAACCGUUCCUCCACAUUCUCCAUGUGCCCGUCUAGUUUGUCGAGUUUUGAUGAGCAGUUCUCUACUUUGCCCUCCAGUGAGGACAGUGUAUCCCUGCAUUUCCCCGAAUCUCACAUGAAGCAACUCACUCCGCUCGUGGAGGGACCCACGCACUCUGCUGCACUGUGGAACAGCAGAUGUACCAGAUUCAUCAAUGUGGGAUAAUCAAGAUUCUGCACAAAUAAAUGGAAUUGAUUCUGUUUUGUCAAAGGCUGAAAUUGCAUCUUGUAGUUAUGAAGCCAGACAAGUUGGCAUUAAGAAUGGAAUGUUUUUUGGGCACGCUAAACAGCUAUGUCCUAAUCUUCAAGCUGUUCCAUAUGAUUUUCAUGCAUACAAGGAAGUUGCACGAACAAUGUAUGAAACAUUGGCAAGCUAUACUCAUAACAUCGAAGCUGUUAGUUGUGACGAAGCACUGGUAGACAUCACCGAAAUCCUUGCAGAGACCAGACUUACACCUGAUGAGUUUGCAAAUGCUGUUCGUAUGGAAAUCAAAGACCAAACAAAAUGUGCUGCCUCUGUUGGAAUUGGUUCUAAUAUUCUCCUAGCUAGAAUGGCAACUAGAAAAGCAAAACCAGAUGGGCAAUACCACUUAAAACCAGAAGAAGUAGAUGAUUUUAUUAGAGGUCAGCUAGUUACAAAUCUACCAGGAGUUGGACGUUCAAUGGAAGCUAAAUUGACAUCUUUGGGAAUUAAAACUUGUGGAGACUUGCAGUAUAUGACCAUGGCAAAACUCCAAAAAGAAUUUGGUCCCAAAACAGGUCAGAUGCUUUAUAGGUUCUGCCGUGGUUUGGAUGAUAGACCAGUUCGAACUGAAAAGGAAAGAAAAUCUGUUUCUGCCGAGAUCAACUAUGGAAUAAGGUUUACCCAGCCAAAAGAGGCAGAAGCUUUUCUUCUGAGUCUUUCAGAAGAAAUUCAAAGACGACUAGAAACUGCUGGCAUGAAGGGUAAACGUCUGACUCUCAAAAUCAUGGUACGAAAGCCUGGGGCCCCUAUAGAAACUGCAAAAUUUGGAGGCCAUGGGAUUUGUGAUAACAUUGCCAGGACUGUAACUCUUGACCAGGCAACAGAUAAUGCAAAAAUAAUUGGAAAGGCUGCGCUAAACAUGUUUCAUACAAUGAAACUAAAUAUAUCGGAUAUGAGAGGGGUUGGGAUUCAUGUGAAUCAGUUGGUUCCAAUCAAUCUGAACCCUUCCACAUGUCCCAGUCGCCCACCAGUUCAGUCAAGCCACCUUCCUGGAGGGUCACACUCUGUCCGUGAUCUCUUCCAAGUUCAGAAAGCCAAGAAGUCCACAGAAGAGGAGCACAAGGAAGUAUUUCUGGCUGCUGUGGAUCUGGAAAUGUCAUCUGCCUCUAGAAAUUGCACUUUCUUGCCAUCUUUUCCUACACAUCUGCCAGCUAGUGUCAGUCCUGAUACGAGCAAAGCUGAGUCUUCAGGGAAAUGGAAUGGUCUGCAUUCUCCUGUCAGUGUGCAAUCAAGACUUAAUCUGAGUAUAGAGGUCCCAUCACCUUCCCAGCUGGAUCCGUCUGUUUUAGAAGCACUUCCACCCGAUCUCCGGGAACAAAUAGAGCAAGUUUGUGCUGCUCUGGGGGAGCAAGGGGAGUCACACAGUGACAAAAGGAAAGAACCAGUAAAUGGCUGUAACACCGGAGUCUUGCCACAACCAGUGGGGGCAGUUUUGCUGCAAAUCCCGGAAGCUCAAGACUCUAACGUGGACACAGGAAUAAAUGUAAUAGCCCUUCCAGCAUUCUCACAGGUGGACCCUGAGGUGUUCGCUGCCCUUCCUGCUGAGCUUCAAAAGGAGCUGAAAGCAGCAUAUGAUCAAAGACAGAGGCAGGGAGAGAACAGCUCUCACCCGCAGCCAGCCUGCGCCCCUGUGCCAAAGAAUCCUUUCCUUCAGCUAAAGCCAGCAGCAGUGAAAGAAAAGAAAAGGAACAAGAAAAAAAAACCCGUCAGUCCCCUAAAAAAGAUUCAAAGUCCUUUGAAAAACAAGCUGCUUAAUAGUCCUGCAAAAACUCUGCCAGGGGCCUGUGGGAGUCCCCAGAAGUUGAUCGAUGGGUUUCUAAAACAUGAAGGACCUGCUGCAGAGAAACCCCUGGAAGAACUCUCUGCUUCCACUUCAGAUGUGCCAGGCCUUUCUAGUUUGCAGCCUGACCCAGCUGGCUGUGCUAGACCCCCAGCCCCCAAUCUAGCUGGAGCUGUUGAAUUCAGUGACGUGAAGACCUUGCUGAAAGAAUGGAUAACGACGAUUUCAGAUCCAAUGGAAGAAGAUAUUCUGCAAGUUGUGAAAUACUGUACUGAUCUAAUAGAGGAAAAAGAUUUGGAAAAACUGGAUCUUGUCAUAAAAUACAUGAAAAGGUUGAUGCAGCAAUCGGUGGAAUCAGUUUGGAAUAUGGCAUUUGACUUUAUUCUUGACAAUGUUCAGGUGGUUUUACAACAAACUUAUGGAAGCACAUUAAAAGUUACAUAAAUACUACCAGGGAGCCUGGUGCUCUCCGCUAGCUGUGCCAUAAGUGCUUGUGAGGUAUUUGCAAAGUGCAUGAUAGUAAUGCUCGGAGUUUUUAUAAUUUUAAAUUUCAUUUAAAGCAAGUGUUUUGUACAUUUCUUUUCAAAAAGUGCCAAAUUUGUCAGUAUUGCAUGUAAAUAAUUGUGUUAAUUCUUUUACUGUAGCAUAGAUUCUAUUUACAAAAUGUUUGUUUAUAAAGUUUUAUGGAUUUUUACAGUGAAGUGUUUACAGUUGUUUAAUAAAGAACUGUAUGUAUAUUUUGUA